This is a messenger RNA of Trichoderma breve, 3429 nucleotides long. Its product is annotated as non-SMC mitotic condensation complex subunit 1, n-term domain-containing protein. The record is from RefSeq and is a predicted model, not a curated record. Gene Ontology annotation, cellular component: nucleus; condensed chromosome, centromeric region. Bases 1 to 3429 code for a protein of 1142 amino acids. Gene Ontology annotation, molecular function: histone binding. Gene Ontology annotation, biological process: meiotic chromosome condensation; mitotic chromosome condensation; mitotic cell cycle. NCBI's taxonomy places the organism in Eukaryota, Fungi, Ascomycota, Sordariomycetes, Hypocreales, Hypocreaceae. The transcript has 7 exons.
AUGGGGACCAUCAACUUCGAUAUCAACGAUGCGCUCAAGCACUACAUGUCAGAUCCUGCCACGAUUCCUACGCCGGAAGCAGAUGCCGCUCUAUUCGAUUGCGAGAAUGACCCGGAGGCGCUCACCAACCAGGUGAUCAAUCCUGUGUUGAAUCCCAUCAUCGACGCGGUUGCCGAUAACCCAGACGCCAUCCUGCGGGCUGUCAACAUCGAUUCAUUACAAUUUCUGCUCAAAUAUACCCCCUAUAUACCAGCUCACAUCCUAAGCAAGGUGUUCGACUUGGUAAUGAGUGGACUGAGUGCAGAGGCCGAUGUGGUACACAACGACAUCGAAUCGCCGGAAGAGCAAGAAUCCGUGGCGCAUCACAAGCAACUACUGGAACUAUACGGAUUUCUUAUUCAGUGGACCAUUGCCGCCGUGGAAACCAAAGCAGCCGAAAAGUCAUCUGCAGCGCCAGCCGCGAGAGGGCGAGGGAAGCCGAAGAAGGCAUCACAAAGAGAUGACGCAUGGGAUUCAGCAUCACAGCUGCAAGUCGCACUGGAGAUUAUGUGCAAAACCCUCAAAUUGAAAUUGUCCAAAAUCUUCAUGACAACGAGCGAAAGGGACACCUUCAUCGGUCUGCUCACCCGACCGGUCUAUAUGAUUCUAGAAAAUGAGCAACGUGUCAAGACGACAACCAUCAGGAUGCACUGCUUCAAAGUGUUGUGCAUAGCGGUCAAGCAUCACGGCCAUGGCUAUGCCGCGCAAGUCAACAUCAUCCAGAACUUGACGUACUUUGAGCAUUUGUCCGAACCGAUGGCAGAGUUCCUCCACAUUCUGGCCGAAACUUACGACUAUCCACAGCUAACCGACGAAGUCUUGCGCGAGAUAAGUAACAAGGAAUUCAACGCCAACGAUACCAGAGGACCAAAGUCAGUCUCUGCAUUCAUCGCCAAGUUAUCGGAGCUUGCUCCAAGGCUGGUGAUUAAGCAGAUGACAAUGCUGGCUAAGCAGCUAGAUAGCGAGUCAUAUACUCUGCGAUGCUCUUUGAUCGAAGUGUGCGGUAACAUGAUUGCCUACCUGAGCAGGCAAGACGAGCGAAGCGAUAACCACAAGUCCCAGCUUAAUGCCUUCUUUGACGUCCUUGAGGAGCGCUUCCUUGACAUUAACCCAUACGCAAGAUGCCGUACCCUCCAGGUAUAUGGGAGGCUUUGCGAGCUUGAGCAAAAGUUUCCCAAGCGGCGACAAAAGGCUGCCGAGCUUGCCUGCAGAAGUCUUGAAGACAAGAGCAGCAAUGUGAGGCGCAACGCGAUCAAGCUCCUGGGAACCCUUAUCAAGACUCACCCAUUCACUGUCAUGCACGGCGCUCAACUCUCGCGAAAGGAAUGGCAAGCUCGUUACGACAAGGUUGAAGAGGAGCUCAAUGCACUGAAGCCUCCUCCCGACAUUGCCGGCUUGGCGGAUGCUACAGUCGACAACAGCCUUCUCGAUGAGGCUACUCAAGUAGCUUCGCCAGAAAAGCCCCGGGAAAUGACGGAUCAGGAGAAGUUUGAGGCGGUCCAAAAGGCACGAGAAGAAGCGGCUACGAGUGAGGCGAUUGAAAAGCUCACUCUCACCAAACGAUAUUACAACGAGGCCAUCAAAUUCAUUGACGUCUUGCACAAUGCAACUGGGAUCAUCUGCCAGCUUCUUGGAUCUCGAAACAAGAGCGAGGUCAUCGAAGCCAUUGAUUAUUUCGAAAUCGGCGACGCCUACAACAUUGAACAGAACAAAGUCGGUAUUCGCCGUAUGCUACGAUUGAUCUGGACCAAGGGCAACAGCGACGAGGGCAAAGGCGUGCAAACUCAUCUCAUCGAGUGCUACAAGAGACUGUUCUUUGAAGCGCCAGACUCGUUCAGCCCGAACGAUGCGGCCAACUACAUUGCGCGCAACAUGAUCAGCUUGACGUUUGGGGCUACCCCUGCUGAACUUACUUCACUAGAGCAGCUGCUUGCCACCAUGAUGAAGAGUGGUGCGAUUCACGAAAUCGUUGUCGCCAAGCUGUGGCAGGUGUAUGGCGUCCAGAAACGAGAAAUCUCCAAGACUCAGAGACGAGGUGCCAUCAUCGUGCUGGGUAUGCUUGCAACCGCUAUCCCUGAGAUAGCCGUUGGUGAGAUCGAGACUAUGCUGCGGACUGGUCUGGGAGCCCAUGGGCGGAACGAUUUGCAGUUGGCAAAGUAUACCUGCAUUGCUCUAAGACGAAUCAACCCCACGGGAAGGCAGGCCAAGGAAUCAAACUCCAAGUUUGCGCGACUUCCAAAUGACCAUGCGGUCUGCUCAAGGCUAGCAGCCAUAACCGACAUACCUUCGGACACCAAGGAAUGGUAUGGCGUUGCGGAACAGGCCAUCAACGCAAUAUACGCUCUCUCGAAGCAUCCUGAUAUUCUUUGCUCAUCUAUCAUCCGGCGAAAGGCCAAGGGCGUUUUUAGCCGUCCUAGUUCAAGACCAACGUCGCGGGAUGAGAACAUGACACCACCUGACAUGGUGGACCUGACCUCUGAGAACCCUCUCCUCUUCAUUGUCGGCCACGUGGCUAUCAAACAAAUCGUACAUCUCGAGCUCUGCGAAUUGGAUUUCAAGCGCAGAAAGCAGGAGAAGGAAAAGGAGAAGCCGGCAAAGGCGGACAAAGACAAGGAGGACGCAGACGAGCUGGAUCUCAUCGGCGGCACCACUGAGGAUGAUUUCACAGAGGCCAUGGCGCACAUCCGGGAGCGCGAGCUUCUGUACGGGCCGACUUCGCUGCUUGCAACGUUUGGGCCCCUUGUGUCGGAGAUUUGUGCAAACAACACCACAUAUGCAGACAAGGGGCUACAGGCGGCAGCAACGUUGUGCCUUGCAAAGCUCAUGUGCGUGUCGUCUGAGUACUGCGAGACAAAUCUUCCCCUUCUCAUCACAAUCAUGGAGCGGUCCCCCGAUGCUACGGUCCGAUCAAAUGCCGUCAUUGCACUGGGCGACAUGGCCGUUUGUUUCAACCAUCUGAUAGACGAAAACACAGACUUUUUGUAUAGACGACUUGCAGAUACGGACGUGUCAGUGAAGCGGACCUGCUUAAUGACGCUGACAUUCUUGAUUUUGGCCGGUCAGGUCAAGGUCAAGGGGCAGCUGGGCGAGAUGGCCAAAUGCAUGGAGGAUGAGGACAGGCGAAUUGCCGACCUCGCAAAAAUUUUGCUUAGCGCCGGUAAUAUGGAGGAGGAGAGCUUCAAGCGUAUCAUCCGCUUCCUCCUUGGAUUUGUUGAAAAGGACAAACACGCCAAGCAGCUGUCGGAAAAGCUCGCUGCCAGACUUGCCCGCUGCGAGACGGAGCGGCAAUGGAACGACGUCGCGUUUGCCUUGGGCUUGCUGCAACACAAGAACGAGGAGAUUACAAAAUUGGUUUCGGAGGGUUUCAAGGUGGUGCAAGCUGCCGCUUGA